CGGGAGCCGCCGGAGCACGCAGGGCGCGCUCCCUGCGGGGUUCGGGUCCGGACCCACACGCGUCGAGGCCGCGCCCGGGGCCUCAUUGGCCCUUGGGUCUCGGCGGCCCAGUCGGAGGCGAUUAGUUUAGUUUUGUUUUUUUCUGUGGCCGACGAGACGAAAAGGCAACCAUGCUUGUUUAUUAGCGCCUUUUGCGGAGGCCGCGGGAGGAAGCCUAGCGUGUCAGCUGGCUUCCUGCGGAAGUUCGCUAAGGGGACUUGCAAAAAUGGCCUAGGAGGGGCCCCCCGAUUACGAAGCCAUCUUCCUAUCUCCUUUCAUCUCCUGACUUCACUUAAUUAGCCUCACAGAGGUAGAAAUCUUGAACCCUGGAAAAACAGUACUUCAGUGACAAUUCCUAUUCCUAGCGAAGAACUAGAGCAAGAACCUAGUAUAUGAUAUUUUAACGGACUUGACAGAAUCCUUUAGGGCUUUUUUCUUUAAUCUUACUGAUGGAGUCAUGUUAGAUUUACUGUUAUCACCACGCAGGGCUUUUAUGCACGUCUGCAAAUGCCUUACUCGCUUUUGAAUACUGAGUAGACAAAUGAAUUAAUCAUAGUUGCAGCUGAUUGAUUUCCAUCCAACAGACGUUGGAGCAGUGCAAGUCCCUGGGCUAAUGGGGAGUAGUCACUGGGACGGUGGGUCCAGAGAUAGGAUCCAGCCCUGCUUCGGUGAACGAACAAUUCAUCAAUUGUUAAGAGGCUACUUUAAGAAAAAUGGCUUUGUCAGCCCAACAGAUACCCAGAUGGUUCAAUUCAGUUAAAUUGAGUAGCUUCAUUACAGCUACACAACUCAGAAAACAUUUUCAGAGACCAGGAAAAACAUUGUUGCAUGGCUUUUCUGCUCAGCCACAGAUGUCCUCUGACAAUUGCUUUCUCCAGUGGGGAUUCAAGACUUACAGGACUUCCUCCUUAUGGAAUAGUUCCCAGUCUACCAACUCAAGUAGGCAAGAGAUUGGUUCUGCCCAAAGUACUCUGCUUCCUUCCAUGAAUGAACAGACACAGAAGACACCCAACUUUGAUUCUGAGCUAUCUCUAGAAGCACUGGACGACCUGCCUCCAGUGUCUCCGUUGCAGCCAGUUUCCGAGGAGGAGGCCGUUCAGAUUAUUGCCGACCCUCCACUGCCCCCAGAUACGUUCACACUUCGAGACUACGUGGAUCAUUCUGAGACUCUGCAGAAAUUAGUGCUUCUAGGAGUGGAUCUCUCAAAGAUCGAAAAACAUCCAGAUGCAGCCAACCUCCUUCUGAGACUGGAUUUUGAAAAAGACAUUAAGCAAAUACUCAUGUUUCUUAAAGAUUUGGGUAUAGAGGAUAACCAGCUGGGAACAUACCUGACCAAAAACUAUGCUAUUUUCUCUGAAGACCUUGAAAAUCUUAAGACCAGAGUGGCUUAUCUGCAGUCAAAAAAUUUCAGUAAGGCACAUAUUGCACAGAUGGUCAGAAAUGCACCAUUUUUGCUGAGUUUUUCAGUGGAAAGAUUGGAUAACAGAUUGGGAUUUUUUCAGAAAGAACUUGAACUUAGCGUGAAGAAGACUAGAGAUCUGGUAGUUCGUCUCCCAAGGCUGCUAACGGGAAGUCUGGAGCCCGUGAAAGAAAACAUGAAGGUUUAUCAUCUUGAACUAGGUUUUAAACAUAAUGAAAUUCAACAUAUGAUCACCAAAGUCCCAAAGAUGUUGACUGCAAAUAAAAGGAAACUUACUGAGACUUUCGACUAUGUGCACAAUGUGAUGAGCAUUCCCCAUCACCUCAUUGUCAAGUUCCCACAGGUAUUUAAUACAAGGUUGUUUAAAGUCAAAGAAAGGCAUUUGUUUCUUACCUAUGUGGGAAGAGCACAAUAUGAUCCAACAAAACCUAACUACAUCUCUUUGGACAAGUUAGUGUCUGUGCCUGAUGAAAUAUUUUGUGAAGAGAUCGCCAAAGCCUCAGUACAAGACUUUGAAAAAUUCUUAAAAACUCUUUAGUUUUUGAUGAGUGUUAAAAUGUAAUAAUGUAAAAUGAAUGUAGAUAUGAAUGAAUGAUAUAUAUUUUUAAAUAAAUGCCUCAGGCCUCCUUUGAUGCUGGAAACAAUUUCUUGAUAUUGUGA
This is a messenger RNA of Ailuropoda melanoleuca (giant panda), 2119 nucleotides long. It is a transcript of the gene MTERF3, whose product is annotated as mitochondrial transcription termination factor 3. Gene Ontology annotation, cellular component: mitochondrion. NCBI's taxonomy places the organism in Eukaryota, Metazoa, Chordata, Mammalia, Carnivora, Ursidae. Gene Ontology annotation, biological process: mitochondrial transcription; mitochondrial ribosome assembly; regulation of DNA-templated transcription. The transcript has 8 exons. Gene Ontology annotation, molecular function: double-stranded DNA binding. The record is from RefSeq and is a predicted model, not a curated record. The coding region runs from base 753 to 1997 and encodes 414 amino acids.